CUUCCUUCCUUUCUCGGUGUUACUUUCCCUCCUGAUCUCCAGUUGUGAUCCUUUCCCAUCUGGGUGCCCACCCUAAGCCCAACCCCCCUCUCCAGGGCCUGGCAGCUUCAGAAACUGGGGGAAGAGAAAGGAGGCAAAGAAGAAGCCGAGUCUGAGUGGGUUUCAACGAAGGAGGAGGGUUUCCUUUCCUGAGAGUUCCGGCCUCUCCCCUUGUUCACUCUGAUAUAGCCAAUCUCACUCCCGACCAGCAAAAUGCUGCUGCUCUUUGGGUGGUCCCUUCCUAGAUCCAGACCUUUGCAGGCAGACAGAACAACAGAGGACUAGAAGGCAGGUCUCUCUGAGCCAUGACCCCUUUACCUGGGCCUUUCCUAUGUGGUGCUCUGCUGGGCUUCGUUGCCAUCAGUGUCCCUGGGCUGGCCUUGGAGGUGAAGGUGCCUGCUGAGCCACUGAGCAUGCCCGUGGGCACGACUGCUGAGUUGACUUGCAGCUACAGCACUUCUGUGGGGGACAACUUUGCCUUGGAGUGGAGCAUUGUGCUGCCUGGAACACCCAUCUCUAUUUCUCAUCCUAUCCUGUACUUCACCGAUGGUCAUCUAUAUCCGGUUGGUUCUAAGGCAAAGUGGGCCAGCCUGCUUCAGAACCCCCCACCCACCCCCACACACAGUGUGGGGCCACCCUGAAAUUGAGGGGCCACCCUGAAAUUGAGUGAGGCCCACCCCUCAGACACUGAAACCUACCUCUGCCAAGUUAACAACCCACCAGAUUUCUACACCAAUGGGUUGGGGCUAAUUAACUUUACUGUGCUGAUGCCCCCCAGUAGCCCCUCCUGCACUCUGAGUGGCCAAACCUCUGUGGGAGGCUCUGUUGCACUACACUGCAGCUCUUCCAAGGGAGCACCCAAGCCUGUGUACAACUGGUUGCAUCUUGGAUCUUCUCCUACACAUUCUCCUCAGAGCAUGAUGCAAGAUGAAGUGGCUGGCCGACUCAUUCUCACCAAUCCUUCUCUGACGUCUUCUGGCACCUAUGGCUGUGUGGCCACCGACCAGCUGGGCAGUGCAUUCUGUGAACUGACUCUCUCUGUGACUGACAUCUCCAGAGACCGAGUAGCUGGGGCUCUGAUUGGGGUGCUCCUGAGUGUGUCAUUCCUGUCAGUUGCUGUGUUUUGUCUGACCAGGUCCUGGAAGGAAAGGAAGGCGAGACCCAAGGAAUCGUACGGGUUACUUCUGUCCUUCAGGGAGGAUGCCAUUGCUCCUUGGGUUUCUGAGCAGACUUCUUCCAAGGAAGAUGCUAGCAGUGGGUUCCAGGAGAGCUCCCCAUCUGCCAGCAGCACUGUGUUAACCACCAGGCCCAAGCUCUCUAUGGUAGUGUGAAUUCCCUUCCCUCCUAAUCCCUGGAGGAGGGAAGAGAUUAGGUGGGAUGUUAAUAAAAGCCUUUGUGUACCUUGGUCUCCCUCUU
Molecule: messenger RNA, 1455 nt
Organism: Echinops telfairi (small Madagascar hedgehog)
Lineage: Eukaryota; Metazoa; Chordata; Mammalia; Afrosoricida; Tenrecidae
Gene: VSIG2
Product: V-set and immunoglobulin domain containing 2
Source: RefSeq, a predicted model, not a curated record